AUAGCGGGACUGUGGCAGGCAUUCUGACACUAACUGACAUUGACUAACUGCCACUGACAUCCCAAGUGACAUUAAUACAGUGAUCAGUGCUAACAAAAAGCACUGACACUGUACUAAUGGCACUGGGCAGGAAGGGGUUAACAUCUGGGGUGAUCAAAGGGUUAACUGUGUGCUGUGUGUGUUUUACUGUGGGGCUGUGUCAGUGUGUUUCACUGCAAGCACACUGCUUUGGAAGGCUGUGGUGUGCACAGCCAUCCAAAGCAGUGUGGCCGAGCUGACAGGGAGAUCUGUUAGGCUUGCGCGUGCCCUCUGCCCAUAAAUGCAAAAUCAU
Messenger RNA from Staurois parvus, 331 nucleotides. The record is from the annotation of a GenBank genome assembly. Lineage: Eukaryota; Metazoa; Chordata; Amphibia; Anura; Ranidae.